AUGGAGACCGCCAAUGCCCACUACCAUAAUGGGCACCAGCAGCCAGGCCCGCCGCUCCCUGCUUCACCGACCCUCACGAACCCCGAUAUGAUCUUGCCAGACUACGACCGCAGCGACUCCCCCGACCCGGAUCUUGGGAGCGCCGAGCGUGCCUCGCUCAUGAUGUGGAAGAACACACACAGCACCACCUCCCCGCCCGAUAUGCACCAUAUGUUCGUCGCAACGGGUCUGGCAGGCCCGCACCCGUACGGCCCCUCGGGCCCCGUCACACCCACAACACCCAUCAUAUACGGGAACGGAACUAUGCUGUCAGAUAUUGGGGAGGUCACCGAAGUCGAGAGCACGGUGGGAAAACCCUCGCCAGCGCGGGCGAAGCUUGGCUUACGGCGGACCGCGUCUCCCAAGCACGUAGGCGGAAGCGGAGGCGAGCCAGCACUCCAGUCCUCCCCAACCAUCCACGCGGCGGGUACGAUCAAGAAGAAGUCAAAGCAGAACUUGAAGGCCAAGCAUGAACGCCACUCGAGCAUGGAUAGCACCAGCACAAUCACAAACGGAGAUCACGCCGCCGCUUUCGCCGACUUCGACGAUUCCGUUAGUGUGGGGGACAGCGUAUUUCAAGGGGAUGACGAAGAGAGCAUGGCCUCGUCGUAUGUGGAGGGCACGGCGGCCGUUGAGCCGGCAAGACUGGGAGUUUCGAAGGCGGAGAAUCUUGAUCGCUUGUCUACUUACUCGACGACCUCGCUGAGCCGCCGGGCGGAGGAGAUCCUGGCCAACGCGAAGAGACGGCUGACGACCAUGGAAGGCAACCUGACUCGCGCACGGAGCUCGUUACACUCCCCGUAUGGCUCCGAUGGUUCGACACCUUCCCCGCCUUUCCAGCGAGCGGCGACGGCAACGUACCACAUUGAACAGAGGAUGGAGCAGGAGGUGGAAAACAGGGUGGAACAAGACGCGACGAACGGCAUGGAACCUGACCCAUCGACACCCGACCACACUACCGGGCACAAUCGCAUGUCGAGCGAACUCCUUAUGCGGAAUGGGUUGCCGUAUCGGGUGAACGUACCUCGAUCGCAAAGCGCUCUUGGAGCCGCCGGGGGCUACCGGCAGCCGCUGACGGCAUCAAAAAGCGCCGAUCAUAUCCGUGGGGGCGUGGAUGGCGAAUCCCAUCGUACUAUUCACAAAGCCAACUCUGUGAGGGAAGUGGGGCUCAAGCCGCUCACCGAGGACGAGGUCGCGCGGCUUGGAGAAGCCGACAGCGCAAGCCAUAAUGCAAGGGCAUCGGGGAUCGUCGCCAACGACUUCCCCGACCAAACCCCAUGGAACGACGAAGGGUUAAGCGUGAAUGGUGAUUAUAAGGAGGUGGCUCAACAACUGGAUAAUGGGCACCUUGAUGGAGAAGAGACGGAUUAUGCCGACGCAGAAGAGGGGAUCCACAUUGAGAACCCGAUCGACCUCGAACCACGUUCUCUUACACCGAUUGCCGGGCUCGACGAUGUUGAAGGCGAUAUUGAAGACGAUGUUUCCGACAUGCAUACGGAAAAUGGCGAUACGGACGAGGCCUUCCACGAUGCCGCCGACGCCGACGCCAUGAGCGAGAGUGGGGAGUCCCUCUACCACGAUACGGUGCAGCACCAAAUCUCGCACGAAGACCGCGAGGACGCAUUCGAUUACGAGCACUUUUUCUUACAUAGCGCCAUGGGCACGAUGAGUAUGGCAAGGCGGGCCAGCAGAGAUAGUUUCACCUCGGACGACUCUGUAGAGACGACCAGGGGGCCAACCGCGACAAGCAGCGACGAGCACCAGCCGAUCAUCGGCAGACGGAACAGCAGCAACUCGAUUUCCACCAUCGACACGUUUGCCACGGCCCAAGAAGCCCGGUCCCUCAAAUCCCCCGUCAGCCCAGACGAAGCCCACAACCCGUUCGAAUCCCUCUCCCGCGCCGCCUCCUCCCAAAGCCACCGGUACCGCUCCGGCAGCAGCGCCACAGCCAAACGCCUCUCCUUCAACCCGGGCACCCUCCACCCCCCGACCUCAGGCCCCACAACCCGCGACAGCGACGGCUCCAUCUCGCCCAUCGCCGAGGAGUCCUCCUCCGCAGGCUCCCCAGCCCAACCCAGGACCGAACGCCGCGCGUCCGUCAUCCACCGGCCCAUGUCGACCACGGCCAUGCACCCCUCCCUCCACCGCCCCUCCACCUCCUCAUUCGACUCGGUCGGCACGAACCGCAGCUUCCCGCUCGUCAACAAACCCCCGUCCCGACCAUCAUCCAAAAAUGGCCCACCACCGGUCGUGCGCAAGGCGAGCAGCGCCGGCGUGCUCACACCGCCCAACCGCUCCCUCUCCCCCGACGUCUCCGGCGGCGGCGAAGCCGACCUAAACACCCUCGCCAGCCGGCUGAUGCUCGAGAUGGGUCAGCACGCGCAACCCCCGCAAUCACCCACGUCAGACCGCCACGUGACGAUGGAGGGCCAAGCCGCCGCCGCAAACGACACCAUCGACAGCAUCGCCAACGGCAGUGGUGGCGAUGGCGCGCCGCACCCGCUCGAGGCGCUGCUGCGCGAGGACAAGUACCUGGUCGAGCGCAUCGUGGCGAACCUUGGGCGUUGCGUGCUGGGGCUGACUGAGAAUGGGCGGGCUAGCGCGGAGAGUCGCAUGUAUCGGCGGCGGCUGGAUGCGGCGAGGAGGGCGUUGGAGGGGUUGGGGUUGGGGGAAGGGGGGGAUAUUAGUCAGGUUUGA
Molecule: messenger RNA, 2736 nt
Organism: Chaetomium globosum CBS 148.51
Lineage: Eukaryota; Fungi; Ascomycota; Sordariomycetes; Sordariales; Chaetomiaceae
Exons: 3
Coding region: 1-2736 (911 amino acids)
Source: RefSeq, a predicted model, not a curated record